AUGUCAGUAGGUCUGUACUCGAAACGAUUCGUCGGCGCAUCAGCACUACUGCUGUACGGAUACGCGUUAUAUCCGAUCGUAAAGCCGACAAGUACACGCUCGCUACGACUGGCACAAGGUCUUGAUGCCCAUGAACUUGGCGAGAAAGACCUUUUUGCCAUGAACGUGCGGAAUAUUGCUGCACGUGUGGGCGUGAAGAAUCCGGAACGGAUAUCUAUCCGCGUUGGCAUGCAGUCUGCUGGUGCGUCUAUGGGGACCAAUCUUACUAUUCGUGAGCGUGGAGCCUGCAUUGUAGUGCCUAUGGAGCUCUAUGAUGCCUUCUACGCACCAUCACACCUGUACAAAAAGUACGACAUGGCAAAGCGACACGAGAUUGACUUUGUUUUAGCGCACGAAAGCGCUCAUAUUGCCAAGAACCACUCCAUGUACACUGCAGCUUUCUUACCAGCGUCGCUUAUUGGCAGCUACGUGGCUAUCAACAAGAUCCCAAACAAAUUGAUCGCCAGUAUUGUCAGUAUGUUAAGCAUCAUUGGUAGUCAUUUGUAUCUCUCAUGGAGCUUGGAACAUGAAGCGGAUCAGGUCGCUGCUGCAAAUGGAUUUGCAUGUGGUGGCAUUUAUUUUUUUCAACGAAAGCUGAUCCGCAAUUGUGAAAUGCGAUCAUUGUACAAGACACGAAUGAUCACAAAGCGUGGCAACUACCUCGGCGAUACAUCACACCCGUUCCUGACGUCACGCAUUGAGCGACUACAAUUAUUGACCUUGUGUAGCGAUAGUCAACCUUGUCACUACCAUAGAGACUGA
Messenger RNA from Peronospora farinosa, 801 nucleotides. Lineage: Eukaryota; Oomycota; Peronosporomycetes; Peronosporales; Peronosporaceae. The record is from the annotation of a GenBank genome assembly.